Molecule: messenger RNA, 1485 nt
Organism: Paramecium tetraurelia
Lineage: Eukaryota; Ciliophora; Oligohymenophorea; Peniculida; Parameciidae
Exons: 4
Biological process (GO): protein ubiquitination
Cellular component (GO): Cul4A-RING E3 ubiquitin ligase complex
Source: RefSeq, a predicted model, not a curated record
AUGAGUAGGCCACUGUCUUGUUCAGAUCCAAAGUUUAAUUUGUUCAAUGGAGGCUUGGGAUGCACUGUAAAUGGUUGUGGUCAAUACAACAAAUGCCUAACUGUUCUAAAUGAUAAAUUCAUAGAGACAACAGGGUGUUGCCGUAUCAAAAUUUUAGAACCAAACUUUGUGACUGUUUUUGUCUACAUGUUGAUUGUCCCUGUAAUCGGAAUAGCAAGUUUGGGAGCUCUGGGAGGUACAUCUUUAUAAAUUAUAUUCCUAAAAGGAGGGAUUGUAAAACGUCCAUUCCUCUAAACUAUUCUGAAUUUCGAUGCUAGUAUCUCAGGAGAUAUUACCGCCUGUCUCAUGAUCAGUGCACAAAUCGUGAAUAUGGUGUUCAUAUUCCUCUAAAAUCAUCCCGACGUACAAGAACGACCCGUUAUUAAUUAUGAUAUAGCUAUUAUAUAUACUUUAGCUAUUCCGGUUAGUUUGUGCUUAGGAAGUGAUUUAGCAAACUUUCUACCGUUACUGCCAUUAUUAUCAUUUUAAAUCCUUUUUUUUAUAGCCAUAUCCCCUGUUUUGAUAUAUUAUGCAAGGAGACAAAAUGAAUUAGAAGAUCUAAAGGAUCAGAACAGUGAUUUAGCUAAGGAAACAGCACUUCUGACCAUGUCCUAGGUGCAGAUAUAAAAUCAAAAUGAAUACACUGAAAGUUAAGCUAAGAUAUAUAAAUAGCUUUAUGCUGAACAAUGUUAAAGAUUUCCCCUUGUACCAAUUCUAAUAACUUUGGGGAACUUCGUUGUUAAUGAACUUUUAUUACUGCUGAGAUCUUCUCCAUACCAAUAUUCCCCAUAUUUCUUUCCAGAUGGAGAUAUAAAUAAUAAAAAUAGAGAUAAAGGUCCUUGUGAACCUUGGAAUUUUUAUAUGGUUCUAUUACUGGCAGGAGUGAACUUCUUGAUAACAAGUUGUGUUUAUUUUUUUAUGAGGAAGAAGGAAUUGUUGAAAAACACAGUUAACUUUUAUCCUAAUGAACGCUACUUCACCCCAAUAAGAAGAUUCUUUUUUGUAUAUUUAGCUGGGUUUUUAACAGGAUUUGUAGCUGGUUUUGUGGGAAUGGCAGCUGGAUUAACAAUGGUAGUUACAAUGGUCCAAUUUAAAUUGAUUGCAGCAGUGGCAGGAGCAACUGCCAAUUAUUGCUAUUUCUUGAUUUGCAUUUAAGUGUUUACGAACUUCCUUGUUGGUGCUUCCUAGAGUUAAGGAUUGGGUGUGGGAGAUCAAUUCUUUUUCUAUGCUUUGGGAGUUAUUGCGGUUCUCGUGUUCACAAAUUACGGUUAUCGAUUGUUAUAGAGAUAUAAUAUUGGACAUAUAAUUUUUUAUAUUGACUUUGCAAUUGUUGUUUUAAAUAUAAUUGGUAAUAUUGUAUGGGGAAUCGAGAAUGGUUAUCGGGAUGGUUUUCGUUCAUUGGAGUAACAGCCUUCAACAUGCGGAAAUUAUGUAUUAGAUAAUUGA